This is a messenger RNA of Chelonus insularis, 3342 nucleotides long. RefSeq names its product WD repeat-containing protein 60. Gene Ontology annotation, biological process: intraciliary transport. Lineage: Eukaryota; Metazoa; Arthropoda; Insecta; Hymenoptera; Braconidae. The record is from RefSeq and is a predicted model, not a curated record. The transcript has 3 exons. Gene Ontology annotation, molecular function: dynein light chain binding; dynein heavy chain binding. The coding region runs from base 241 to 3210 and encodes 989 amino acids. Gene Ontology annotation, cellular component: cytoplasmic dynein complex.
AGCAUUGCUGUAGAAUCUCAUCACGUUGUCUAGCAACCAAGAUCAUAUCAAUGCACGCGCAGAAGCUUAUUUACCAAGAGUCAAGUCCACGUAACAUUAGAAUUGUCCAUUAUUUAUAAGCUGAGUAUUGUAGAAAUUGAAUUAAAUCGAUUAUAACUUUUGUUGCGAUGACAAUAAUACAACCUACUUUUCAUUCCAACAAUUAACCACAUUUAAUACAAACUAAUUUCAAAUCGUAGUAUGAGUUCUAGUCAAACAAAUGUGUCACGCAAAAAAAUUACUUCUUCAAAAGAAAGUUCUUCACGUCAUGAUGAACCCCGGAAGAAAACUUCCACUUCAAAGAAAGAAGAAGAAAAAAGUGUUACUUCAAAAUCAAGUCGACGAAGUGGAAGCAAUAGUGAUAGGAAUUCAGUCAAACAAGAUUCUGUAGAAAGUUUAAAUCGUGUUAAAAAGGAUAAGACUGUUAAUAAAAAUACACAAUCAUCAUCAGUAAAUUCAAUCUCGAGAGUUAAAAAUACGACUUCUCAUAAAAUAUUGGCAUCACCAAGGUCAAGUAUGAACGAAAUAAAAACAAAAUUAAAAACACAAAGUAAUGAAGAAAAAAGAGGAGUGAGUACGAUUUAUAUGCCGAAAAGAAGUACUAGUACUUUAAAACAAUCAAGUCCAGCUGCUGUCAAAACAAGUAAAGAUCUGGACAAAGGUAGAGAAAAAAAUCACGAAAAGCAUAGAAGUAGAGAAAAAUCUGAAACAAAAGCUAAAGGUUCUAGUCAAGAAGCGAGUAGUAGUAAACACCGUUUACCUUCAAGAGAGAGAAGAAAAUCGAGAACACUUAGUCCUAGUGAAGUUAAAAUGUUGAAUAGAAAUUUAAAUAAUCAUGGAGGUGUAUCAUCAUCGAAAAAAAAGUCAGGAAAGCAUAGUUCUUCAUCUGAAUACGAAUAUGAAGAUGAUUUCGAGGAUUAUGAGUCUGAUUUCCAAGAAUGUACUGAUAGUGAUGCUUCGCCAAUUAGUGAAUCCGAAGAAAAUUCGAGUUCCAGUGAAGAACCUAUUGAAUUAGUGAAUAAAAUUCAAAAUAAUGAAGAAAAAUCUACUGUUUUUCUUAAAAAAUAUUCUGAAGAAGAAAAAAUGCUGGAUUCAGGACAUUAUGAUCUUCAAGAAGCUCGAAGAAGAGCAGCACGAAUUGAUUUAAUGUCUGCUAGUAGAGCUCAUCGAAUUCCAACACAAAGCCUUCAACGACCAGCGUUUGUACAUAAUGAAGAUCCAUCUGAAAAAGAAGUCCGAUCAGAAGUACGAUCAUUACCUUCUAGUGCUGAUGAAGGAUUCGAAGACGGAAGAUCCGACGAUUUUGUUAAAUCUCCGCCCGUUUCAGGCUUAAUGUCAAUGGUUGAAGAUGUUGAUGCUCCAAAUAUUAAUGAAAAACCCAAGCUAACAGAAGUAGAAAUAAAUAAAGAGUCUAAAUAUUUAAUUAGAGGUAGACAAUUACUUCAAAUGAUUAAAUUAGAUCGGGUGUCUUGGUCACUAUAUGAAUCUACUCCAAUUCCUUACGAUGAUUUCAUUCGCAUUCAUGGGAAAAUGAAUACUAGACAAAUAUCGACACAGACUAAUGAAGAUAACUUAAGUGUUGAUAUUCAGACUGAAGAAAUAGAAUGUAGAAACAUGUGGACACAGUUUCCAAUAGUUUGUAAAAGUGUAUUGAAGACCAAUGAAGACAUUAAAAUUUUCACUAAAGAGUUAGUAGGAGUUGGUAGUGAUGAUACUGACGUUGAUGACUUGAAUCCUCAUCAGAAUCAAAUUUAUUAUGAUGUUUUACAGUUAAAUGAUUUUUUAUUGAAUGCAGGAAAGUUAAUGUUAGCUUUGUUAGAAGGAAAAUCAUCUGCAAAGAUGAAUUUUCAUAGAAGAGAAGAUCACAGUCGUAGCUUACCAUUUAGUGAAGGCUCUAUCAAAUUAUCUGUUGCUUCUGUUACGUUUUUAGCUAGCAGACCAGUGACUUUAAUCAGAUACAGUGAAGUCUCGCAUAAAAUAUUAUUAACCAUUCAUGAUCAUGCUGAUGAAGACGUUGAAACUCCGAUGGAUGAACAUUCUUACAUCACUGAUUGUUACAUUGGAUGUUUAUGGAAUAUUUUUGACCCUUCAAAGCCUGUAAAAAUAUUUUAUUCCUCUAGCAAUAUUUGUGCAUGUUGUUUUCAUCCUACGAAUUAUAAUAUCGUCUUCGCUGGACUUGAAGAUGGUUCUAUGAGCCUUUGGGAUCUUGGAGAAAAUGAAUUUUAUCAUCGACGCAUAGAGGAUAGAGAAAAUAAAUCAAAUUGGGUUAUUAGAAGUCCUACAUUCACUUCUGGAGGUAAUUUUGAAGACAAUAUGACUGAAUCUUCAAAAAUUGUCGCAGUUACAGUUUUAUCAAGAAUUAAUAAUGAUCCAAGUGGAAUUAUCGGAAAAUUUAUGCCUGUUGAAGUUUGUAGUUUAAAUGAAAAAGGAUGUUGUAUGAUUUGGAGUGUUGUGAAAAGUUUUGAAGGAAGUGUAACUGAUGAUUUGGGACAGUCUUGGUGGGGAAAAUUGAGACUCUUUAAAAGUCAUGAAAUUUUAUUAAACAUAAAUAAUGGAAUUCAUGAUAAUUUUAUGCAAGAAUUCAAAGAUAUGUGUUUGGAUUGCAUCGAUACGAAUAGUUUAUACAUCAGUGGUAAUACAAAUAAAAUUAUUCAUGCAACACGCAUAGGAAAGAAAUGUAAACCACAGUUGUAUGCUGCAAAUGAUAUUGUUGGUGGUAUAACUUGUAUUGAAAAAUGUCCAUUCAAUCAACCGUAUUUUCUUGUUGGCUGUGAGGAUGGUAGUAUUUGUCUAUUUUCUUCGAAAUUAGAAAAACCUCUUGUGCAAUUAAAAAAUCCAAAUAGCACUGCCGCAAUAAAAAUUAUUCAAUGGUCCAAAUCUAAACCUUUAAUUAUUUAUGUUCUUAAUGUUGAAUCAAAGAUUUAUAUUUGGGAUUUACGUAAAAGUGAUAUUUUUCCAACUUUUAAUAUUACUUUAGAGAAUGGGCAUGUCGAUAGUAUGCAACUGUCACCAUGUAGAAGCAAUCACGAUUUAAUAAAUCAAUACAUAACUCUAGGGUAUAAUAACGGUAAUAUUGAAAUUCAUAAACUUAAUCAACAAUUUCAAUAUCCUAAUAGAGACCAAAUCGCAUCUGAUUUAGAAGUGCUGUUAAAAUAUUUAUCGAUUUGUUAAUAUAUUAUUUAUAUUUGACUGUAAUCACUAUUAAUAUUUAUUAAUCACAAAACAGUAUUUAUUUUGGAAUUCAAAUAUUUCGACAAAGCACACGUAAAUGAUUGAAUAUUAUUGUUAUCUUUUUAUAUAAUA